AUGUCAAAACUCAAAAGGACCUCCGACGUCCUAAAAUGGCUCAACUCCGGCAAACAAAACGAGCCCUUUCCGGCCCGCCGGGCCAAAGCCGUGAUUCGAGCCGAUCGCGAGACACGCGAACUGAUCAUCGACCUAGUCGCCGGUUCAAUCCUCUCGGACAAAGCCCACGAAGGCCACGGCUACCCGCCUUUCACCUUCGACGAGUUCUUGCAAGCCAGCAUGCUGCCAUUCACUAGCUCCAAGUUUCGAGACUCGAUUUCGAAAAGAGGGCUCAACCUGUCGGAGAUUACAUGCUUGCCCCUGAGCACGGGCUGGUACGGGGAGCCCGUAACGAGAAGGCUCGUUCGGGUGACCUGUUUCUACAGGGGAGGCACGUCCAACGUGUGGGCCCGGCCCGUCGAGGGCGUGGGCCUUCUUAUCGACCUCGAGGGACACGUGUCGGAGACGUUCGUGCCGUACAUGGACCCCACGCCCGAGUGGUACUACCGCACGUUUAUGGACGUGGGGGAGUUUGGGUUCGGGCGGUCGGCCAGUAGCCUCGUGCCACUUGUCGACUGCCCAUGCAACGCCGUGUACAUGGACGGGUACGUGGCAGGGGGGGACGGGCGGGCCCAGCUGAUAGAGCGCGCGAUUUGCCUGUUCGAGUCGUACGGUGGGAAUGUGGCCUGGAGGCACACAGAAAUUGGUGUGCCUGGGAAACUGAUUACAAAUGGAGAAGCAGAGAUUAAUCUGGUGGUGAGGAUGGUGGCAACAGUUGGGAACUAUGAUUACAUACUUGAUUGGGAGUUUAAGAAUAGUGGUUCUAUUAAAGUUGGGGUGAGUCUAACUGGAGUAUUAGAGAUGAAGGCCACAAACUACACAACCACUCAUCAAAUCACAACUAAUGACAUUUAUGGAACCUUAGUUGCACAAAACACAGUUGCAAACAACCAUGACCACUUCAUAACAUACUACCUUGACCUAGACAUUGAUGGUGUCAAAAAUUCACUUGUUAAGUCCAAACUCGAAACCGUUAGGACGAAAAUGCCCUCUCGAAGGAAAAGUUACUGGAAAGUUUCUACGGAGACGGUCCAAACGGAGAGCGACGCACGGGUUCGGGUCGGGUUGGAGCCUGUCACGCUGUCGAUCGUUAAUCCUAAUAAGAAAACGGGGAUUGGGAAUCCCUUGAGCUACGGGCUGAUCACGGGACAACCGGCUGUUACCCUUCUUACGAAGGACGAUUAUCCACAGAUUAGGGCGGCUUACACUAAGUACCAAGUUUGGGCGACUUGUUACAACAAGUCGGAGAGGUGGGCCGGAGGGUUUUACGCCGACCGGAGCCAAGGAGAUGAUGGUUUGGCCAUGUGGAGCAAAAGGAAUUUGCCAAUAGUGAAUAAAGACUUGGUACUGUGGUAUACAGUUGGUUUUCAUCACAGCCCAAGACAAGAAGAUUUUCCAGUCAUGCCCACUUUGUAUGAUGGCUUUCAGCUCAAUCCAGUCAACUUUUUUGAGAGAAAUCCUAUUUUGAGAUGA
Messenger RNA from Striga hermonthica, 1512 nucleotides. The record is from the annotation of a GenBank genome assembly. Lineage: Eukaryota; Viridiplantae; Streptophyta; Magnoliopsida; Lamiales; Orobanchaceae.